CUUUGAUCUGAAGCGUGGCUAUAAACAGGUGUGUUACCUGUGCACAGGUGUUCACACCAUGGCUGCACAAACCUCCUUCAGAACAGGACUAUUAGUUUUAAUUUUCAUUAAUGUUUUCAUUCACAGCUGCUCCUCUGAUGGCCCGGUGGAAGAAGAGGAUCCACUGUUUUGGAACGUGAAAGGAAAAGAGGCACUGAUUGCGGCUCUGUCCCUGAAACCAAACGUCCAGCGCGCUAAAAACCUCAUACUCUUCCUGGGAGACGGAAUGGGCAUCAGCACUGUGACAGCCGCACGGAUUCUCAAGGGUCAGUUGGCUGGAAAAACUGGGGAGGAGAACAUGCUGACCAUGGACACAUUCCCACAUCUGGCUUUAUCCAAGACCUACAAUGUGGACCAGCAGAUGCCGGACAGUGCUGCCACAGCGACGGCAUAUCUGUGCGGUGUGAAGGCGAACUACGGCACUUUGGGCCUCAGUGCGGGGGCCCGGCGCUCCCAGUGCAGCUCACAGAAGGGCCACGAAGUCUAUUCAGUCCUGCACCGGGCCAAAGCCGCAGGGAAGUCUGUUGGCAUUGUGACCACCACGAGAGUCCAGCAUGCCUCACCUGCAGGAAACUACGCCCACAUCAGUGAGCGAGACUGGUACAGUGAUGCUAAACUGUCGUCUAGUGCGGCGGCUGCAGGCUGCACAGACAUCUCCUACCAACUCGUCCACAACACCGACAUCAAUGUUAUUCUAGGUGGGGGGAGGCAGUAUAUGCUCCCUCAAGGCACCCCUGACCCUGAGUACCCUUCCAAGACUGGAGAGCGACUGGACAAGACGAACCUCAUUGACAAGUGGCUCGAAAACAGAAGCAAUGCCAAAUAUGUGUGGAACAAAGCUCAGCUGGACGCUGUAAAUGAUAUUGACACGGACUAUUUAAUGGGUCUGUUCGAGCCAGGGGACACGCGGUAUGAGCUGGACCGGAACUCGGAAACUGACCCCUCCCUAACGGAGAUGGUGGAGAAGGCCAUUAAGAUCCUCAGCAAAAACCCAAAAGGGUUCUACCUGUUUGUAGAAGGAGGUAGAAUUGACCAUGGUCAUCAUGCCAGUGAAGCCAAACGGGCUCUGUACGAGGCGGUGGAGUUCGACAGGGCCAUCACGAGGGCGGGCGAACUGACCAGUGAACUGGACACCAUGUCUGUGGUCACUGCUGACCACUCUCACGUCUUUUCCUUUGGGUCCAGCUCUCCGAGGGGCAACCCCGUCUUAGGACUGUCCACUAAAAUCGGCACCGACGACAAACACUUCACCACGGCUCUCUAUGGGAACGGACCGGGAUUCUCCAUCGUCAACGGAACACGGCCGGACAUUAACUCUACCAUCACAGGUGCGACUGAUUAUAAGCAGCAGUCUGCUGUUCCUCUCUCGUCCGAGACCCACGGCUCUGAGGACGUGGCUAUUUUCGCGAAGGGUCCGAUGUCCCACCUGUUCCACGGAGUGCAGGAGCAGAGCUACAUCGCCCACGCCAUGGCGUACGCCGGCUGCAUCGACCCGUACACCGACUGCGCCCUGGAGCUGGCUCCAGAGCCGACCCCAUACCCGAACCACGCCUCGUCCGUCCAGCUCAGCCUGGUGACGCUGCUGCUGCUCGCUCUGCUGACCACUAUUAACCUCAUCUAACUCCAACAGAACCAGAAACAAUCCGCAUUAUCUUUAUUUAUCACUUAUUCCCACUCAGAUGAUAUGACGUUAUAAAGAGUGCCACUGUGCUGCGUUAUGUCCAGAUUCUGCUUUAUUAGCCCUUUAAUAUCAUAUCUGAUAAUGAAGCCCAGCUUCAACAAUUUAAACUGUUGUUUUCAUUUUCACUAAAUUCCUCUGUGAGGACUAAAUCAACUCACCUGCAUUAAAGCGGCUAUAGGACGUCAGACGGCGUCAGCGGGAACUGCAGACUGCUGCUUAUUUCUAUGAUGUUAAUAAACAUUAUAUGAAUGAUAAAAGGCCAAACAUGCACACUGAUCAUUUCAGUCUGAUGAACUUAUACAUUUGUAAGCUGUAUAUUUUGUAUACAGUUGCCUUUUCUGUGUGUAGCAGUCACAGGUCGCCAAACAGUAACAUAGAAUAAAGUUUGAUCAAUCAAUCAAUCAAUCAA
Molecule: messenger RNA, 2129 nt
Organism: Pygocentrus nattereri (red-bellied piranha)
Lineage: Eukaryota; Metazoa; Chordata; Actinopteri; Characiformes; Serrasalmidae
Gene: alpi.2
Product: alkaline phosphatase, intestinal, tandem duplicate 2
Exons: 11
Coding region: 59-1660 (533 amino acids)
Biological process (GO): dephosphorylation
Cellular component (GO): plasma membrane
Molecular function (GO): alkaline phosphatase activity
Source: RefSeq, a predicted model, not a curated record